GCACCAAAAUUGUGUGAACAACAAACAACUCUACUAUAUUUAACCCACCCUCUUUUAGACCAAUGACUAUCCCAUUUUCCCAUUGCAAGUAAAAAACUGAUGCUUUUCUAUUCUACAUGUUCUUUGCACCUCUAGAAUUCUAAAACAUCAUUAAAGACUCAGUUACAUGCUUGUUUGAACUUACAAAACUCUGUUCUUUGAGAGUGAAUGUGAAAGUUGAUCAUGAAAGCCUUGUUGGAAGAGCAACUACCUCAUCACAAUUCAAACAAUGCAUCAACUUGUGACCAGUCUAAAGAUGAUCAAGAAAUGGGCUCUAGUGCCAUGUCAAAGAGUGGAAAUGUCUUCAGCAACUCAGGCUUUAGCUGCUUUCCACGAGGAAUGGAUCUAAAUCUUGGACGUGUGGCUUUAGCAGAGAUGGUAGGGACUUUCAUUUUGAUGUUUUCAGUAUGUGGGAUCAUAGCAUGCACCCAGCUGUUGAAAGGCGAAGUGGGUCUCCUGGAGUAUGCAGCCACAGCAGGAUUGACAGUGGUGGUUGUGAUUUUCUCAAUAGGGCCUAUCUCUUGUGCGCAUGUUAAUCCUGCUAUCACAAUUGCUUUUGCAAGCUUUGGUCAUUUUCCAUGGUCCAAGGUUCCACUCUAUAUAAUAGCACAAAUAUUGGGUUCUGUAUUGGCAACAUAUGUUGGACAGUCAGUUUAUGGUUUAAAACCAGAAAUUAUGAUCACCAGGCCACUACAAGGUUGCAAUUCUGCCUUCUGGGUGGAGCUCAUUGCAAGUUUUAUAAUCAUGUUCCUAGCUGCAUCAUUGACAUACCAAGCACAAUCUGUAGGCCACUUGUCUGGCUUUGCUGUUGGAAUAGCCAUUGCACUAGCUGUGUUAAUCACAGGGCCAGUUUCAGGAGGAUCAAUGAAUCCUGCAAGGUCAUUAGGGCCUGCAAUCAUUUCAUGGAAGUUCAAUGACUUAUGGAUAUAUGUAACUGCCCCAGUCAUUGGAGCUGUUACAGGUGCUCUACUGUUUCGUGUUCUGCGUCUUCAAUGCCAGCCAUGUAGUUCAAUGCCUAACCCAUCUAGUUAAACAUUCCAUGGACUUUGGUUCAAAUUAGUGCACAAGAAAAAUGUAUUUGAUUAGACAUCUUUUAUGGAUGCUUAUAACCAAACUAAUGCAGGAGCAGAAGAUUCAGUUGCAACCACAUUUUGAAGUUCUUUGACUUAUUUUUUUACAUUUUUUUUCUUAUUUUCUGUGGGGAAUGGGCUCAAUAAGACAGAGUUGAACCCUUGUAUGUGUUGAGAAUAACAGCUUCUUCUAGUUUCUUGAAAAUGCAACAUGCUUUAAUGCUUCAAAAUACAGUAAAUAUAAUGAAGUAAAUAAGCAUUGAUAAAA
Messenger RNA from Quercus lobata, 1377 nucleotides. RefSeq names its product NOD26-like intrinsic protein 7;1 (gene NIP7;1). NCBI's taxonomy places the organism in Eukaryota, Viridiplantae, Streptophyta, Magnoliopsida, Fagales, Fagaceae. Gene Ontology annotation, cellular component: membrane. The transcript is spliced from 5 exons. Gene Ontology annotation, molecular function: channel activity. The record is from RefSeq and is a predicted model, not a curated record. The coding region runs from base 223 to 1071 and encodes 282 amino acids. Gene Ontology annotation, biological process: transmembrane transport.